Plenodomus lingam JN3 is the source of this 1125-nucleotide messenger RNA. Lineage: Eukaryota; Fungi; Ascomycota; Dothideomycetes; Pleosporales; Leptosphaeriaceae. The record is from RefSeq and is a predicted model, not a curated record.
AUGACUUCUCAAGAUGUGUCAAACCCCCAAACCAAUGCAUUCGUCCUCAUUUUCGGACGAACAGCACUUGAAACCCCCAUACAUGCAUACAUGGUAACAUCUGCGCGAUUCCUUGGCCGCCUCACACCAUCUCUCUCGCCAGCCCUGCCUUCCCAAACCGCCAUGCCGAGCUUCGCUCGCUCGCUCCAUCUCGACAUACCUUGUUCCUGGGCGGGUGGUCAAAAUGUUCUCCGCAAGGAUCGCCGUAUCGAGACAUGUGGGUCUGAGUUGCAGCGCUCGAGGACUCCGGCGCCAGGUCGGCGGGGCGGCGGGUCAUCGAAAUCAUCAUCAUCAUCAUCAUCACCACCACCAUCACCUCAAAUAGACCCCGUACAGUCACCAGAAACUGCAACCACCCCCAAAAAACCAAUCUACAUUCGCCUCCCCAUCGCCCUAGCCCUCACCCUCCUCACCUUCAGCGCCGGCUUCCUCAUGGCAGGCAGCCCAGCCGUUGCGCCCCUCCGCGCCCUCGCCAACCCACCCACAGACGCAGAAACGCUCUCGCUCUACGAGCCAGCCACACCGGCCAGCGCCGCAAUCGAGCAAUCCAUCUGGGAUCACCCGCUUACCAAAUCCCUCCUCUCCAACCCAAACUACAUUGCCUCGCGCCCGCACCUCAAGAUUCCCGAAGCCCUGCGCGCCCAAAACCUAACGGCUGGCACGCUGCUCGGCGACGACAAGAUUGCCGUUCCGCCGGUGCAGUUUACGACGGCCGAUGGCUCCACCUUUGUUAGUAUCCAGUAUCUCGGGUCCGCGCUGUGCGGGCACCCGGGCAUCGUGCAUGGCGGCUUGUUGGCUACGCUGCUGGACGAGGGCCUCGCGCGCUGCUGUUUCCCCGCGCUGCCGAAUAAGGUGGCUGUGACGGCGAGUCUGAAUAUCACGUACAAGGCGCCCGUCAUGGCGGACCAGGUGGUGGUGUUGAGGGCGGAGACGACAAAGGUCGAGGGCCGCAAGGCGUGGGUCAAGGGUAGGCUCGAGACGCUGGUCGAUGAGGAGAAGGGGGAGAAGCCGGUGGUGUUGACAGAGGGGGAGGCGCUGUUUAUUGAGCCGAGGCAGGCGGCGCACUUGAAGAGGGUGGUGAAUUAG